GUUUGUUAUGUCCUUUUAAGGGUUUCAGCACGAUUAGACUGGGGGACCUUUGCUCACCAUUGCUGUUUCUCAACGGACUCUAAUUUGAUUAACACACAGUGACGUCACAUAGGAAACCGUUUUAAGAACACAUUUAUCUUCUUCAAACAAGCAGUAGUUAGACGUAAACAUGUCCAUAUUUACACCGACAAACCAAAUACGGCUCACGAAUGUGGCGGUGGUGCGGAUGAAGAAAGGAGGCAAGCGGUUCGAAAUUGCCUGUUACAAGAAUAAGGUUCUCAGCUGGCGAUCCGGAGCGGAGAAAGAUCUGGAUGAGGUUUUGCAGACAAACUCCGUUUUCGUCAAUGUCUCCAAAGGACAGGUGGCCAAAAAGGACGACUUGAGCAAAGCUUUUGGCACAGAUGACUUGACUGAAAUCUGCAAGCAGAUCCUGGCCAAAGGGGAGCUCCAGGUGUCCGACAAGGAACGGCAGUGUCAGCUGGAGACCAUGUUCAGGGACAUCGCCACCAUCGUGGCCGACAAGUGUGUCAACCCCGACACCAAGAGGCCGUACACAGUCAGCCUGAUCGAGCGUGGCAUGAAGGACAUCCACUACUCUGUCAAGGCCAACAAGAGCACCAAGCAGCAGGCUCUGGAGGUGAUCAGGCAGCUGAAGGAGACCAUGCAGAUCCAGCGGGCCCACAUGAGGCUGCGUCUUCUGCUGCCGGGCAAAGAGGCCAAGCGGCUGAAGGAGAAGCUCAAACCUCUCCUGCAGGUUGUCGAGAGCGAAGACUUUGAGGAGAACCUGGAAAUUGUGUGUCUGGUGGAUCCUGGCUGCUACAGGGAACUCGGCGAGCUGAUCCGCUGCGAGACCAAAGGCCGAGGCUCUGUGGAGGUGGUCAGUCUGAAGGAUGUGGAGGAGGGUGACGAGAAGCUGUAGGGAAACGGAAACGUUAUCACACUUUGCAAAGGCCUUUAAGCACUAAUUCAGUCUAAAUAAAAACUAUUUUGCUGUG
Phycodurus eques (leafy seadragon) is the source of this 995-nucleotide messenger RNA. It is a transcript of the gene sbds, whose product is annotated as SBDS ribosome maturation factor. Lineage: Eukaryota; Metazoa; Chordata; Actinopteri; Syngnathiformes; Syngnathidae. The record is from RefSeq and is a predicted model, not a curated record. The coding region runs from base 170 to 919 and encodes 249 amino acids. Gene Ontology annotation, biological process: cytosolic ribosome assembly; ribosome biogenesis. The transcript is spliced from 5 exons.